UCAGUGCGAAACGUCACCUUUCGGCAAGUUGGUCGCCGUGUGUGUUUUUGGCUGAAUUGUUGUGCCAUUUCCAUUGCACAGAUUGCCAGUUUUCUACUAAAAAUUUCCCUAGCAAAAGACCUCCCACAGGGACGUAACCGGCCAGAAAAUGCCUCCAAAGAAAGCACCUUCAACCUCGAAGAAGACGGAAGCGAAGAAAAAGGAGAAAAUCAUUGAGGAUAAAACGUUCGGGUUGAAAAACAAAAAAGGAGCCAAGCAGCAAAAGUUCAUUUCGCAGGUAGAGAAGCAGGUCAAGAGUGGUGGCCAACAUAACCUUGCCACGGCCACCAAUGCCAAGAAGGAGGAAAAGGAGAAGAAGCUGAAGGAGCAGAAGGAGCUGGCCAAGCUGUUCAAGCCGGUCGCGACGCAGAAACUGGAAGCGGGCGCUGAUCCCAAGUCGGUGCUGUGCGCCUUCUUCAAGCAGGGCACCUGCACGAAGGGGGACAAGUGCAAGUUUUCGCACGACCCGGCGGUGGAGCGCAAGUCGGAGAAGCGAUCGAUACACGUCGACAUACGCGAUGCCGAUGUAAACGAUACGAUCGAGAACUGGUCCGAGGAGAAGCUGGCCGAGGUGGUGGCCAAAAAGCACGGCAAAGAGAAAACGAUGCCGACGACCACUAUCAUCUGCAAAUACUUCCUCGACGCGGUCGAACGUUCGCUGUACGGCUGGUUCUGGGAGUGCCCGAAUGGCGAGAAGUGUAUCUACCGCCACGCCCUGCCGCCCGGCUACGUGCUGAAGAAGGACAAAAAGAAGGCCGAAUCACAGAAGGAGGAGAUAUCGCUGGUCGAUCUGAUUGAGCGCGAGCGGGCGGCACUCGGGCCGAGCCAGACGCGCGUCACGCUCGAAUCGUUCCUGGCGUGGAAGAAGCGCAAGCUGCAGGAGAAGAAGGACAAGCUGCAGAAGGAGGAGGAGCGCAAGCUGAAGGACUUCAAGGCCGGCCGGCAGAACGGACUGUCCGGUAGGGAGAUGUUCAGCUUCAAUCCGGACCUGAUCGACGACGGCACGGACGAUGGCGAGGCGGUCGAGUCGUACGGCCGCAACGAGGACGAUGACGAUGCAACCGAAUACAGGGAGCUGGAUUUGAACAUGCUCAGUCUCAACAUCAAGGACGUCGAUAACACUGGCACGGUCGCUGAAACGGAUCGAUGGGAAAAGAUGGCAGCGGAAGCGGCCAGUCGAACUGCUGCCGACGCUACCGCCGCUGAGGGCGAUGCCGACGGGGCGGCUGCAAACGAUGCGGCACCGAUCAACGAGAACCUGUUCCUCGAAGAAGACCUCGAAGGAUUGGACGACGACCUAAGCGAUGACGAUGACGACGAGGACGAAAACAAUGGCGGUGGAACUUCGAACGAGGCGAGUGAAAAAUCGUGAUAAGAUACCGCUAGCGAACCACGCUCACACCGUUUCAUGCAAAACAAAUAGAGAGAGAUAGAGAGAGAGGGCAGCCUACUAGAUCCUUCUAGAGUGCACAACGUCGUCGUUAGGGUUCUGUUUUUUUGUCGCCACUCUCCCGAAUGUUUCCGCCUCUUUUUUAAUUAAAAGCAUAAAGUGUAAUAAAGAUAAAUUGUUCACAUAUGGCUUCUAUAACUAUUAAA
Molecule: messenger RNA, 1635 nt
Organism: Anopheles coluzzii
Lineage: Eukaryota; Metazoa; Arthropoda; Insecta; Diptera; Culicidae
Product: zinc finger CCCH domain-containing protein 15 homolog
Exons: 4
Coding region: 149-1411 (420 amino acids)
Biological process (GO): cytoplasmic translation
Cellular component (GO): cytosol
Molecular function (GO): mRNA binding; metal ion binding
Source: RefSeq, a predicted model, not a curated record